Salvia miltiorrhiza (redroot sage) is the source of this 3584-nucleotide messenger RNA. RefSeq lists its product as uncharacterized. NCBI's taxonomy places the organism in Eukaryota, Viridiplantae, Streptophyta, Magnoliopsida, Lamiales, Lamiaceae. Bases 403 to 3210 code for a protein of 935 amino acids. The record is from RefSeq and is a predicted model, not a curated record. The transcript has 2 exons.
AAGAUUUGCGAUAAACAACAGCAUCGCCGAGAGUGAAAGUCAAACGUAAAUUUGGUCACUGUGUUUUUGGUUAAGCGAUUCCACAAAUCACCCACUAGGGUCAACCUCAAAUGAGGGAAGAGAGAGAGAGAGAGAGAGAAACAAGAGAGAGAGGAUAUAUACUGCGAGAGGGGGUGAAGGUAAUGAAUAUGGGUAUGUUUCUUGAUUCACGAUUGAAGUAAAUGUGCAUUUGUUGCGGAGGGUCUGCCCCUUAAUUGGUUUGCCCAAAGCCCAGAGAGAGAGAUUGAGAGGAAAAGUGAGCUCGUGGCUAUUUCUGGUGAUUCAGUAAAGGAGGGAGAGGGCUUCUUUCUUUGAUUCACAAAGCUGUGAGUGAACCUCCUGAGGAUUAAUUUUACGUUUAUUAUGUUUUCUCAAGAGAGAGAGGGAGAGGGGGAGAGAGAGAAAGAAGCUUUAAUGCAUCUCUCUCUAUGGAAGCCAUUGUCUCACUGUGCAGCUCUGCUCUUGGACAAGAAGAGCAGAAGAAGAGAUGGGUCGGAGCAUUCGGGCGAAGAAAUUAAGGCGAACCCAUCGACUCUGAGGAAGCUGCAAGAACACAAACUAAGGGAGGCUCUUGAAGAAGCAUCUGAAGAUGGAUCCCUUGUUAAGUCGCAGGAUAUGGAUUCUGAGAUAUUGGCCAACCAAGACGACGGCUUAGGCAGAUCGCGGUCGCUGGCACGGCUGAAUGCUCAGAAGGAGUUCCUCAGAGCCACUGCUCUUGCUGCUGAACGCAUAUUUGAGUUAGCAGAUUCAAUUCCACAGCUCAAUGAGGCUUUCAACAAGUUCCUCACAAUGUAUCCCAAGUACCAGUCGUCGGAGAGGAUCGACCAGCUGAGGUCCGACGAGUACUCGCAUCUCUGUGCUGCUGCUGCAAAGGUAUGCCUUGAUUACUGUGGAUUUGGGCUGUUUUCAUUGCUGCAAACUAUUCAUUAUUGGGAAUCAACUACGUUUAGUUUGUCUGAGAUAACUGCCAAUCUGAGUAAUCAUGCUUUGUAUGGGGGAGCUGAGAAAGGCACCGUAGAACACGAUAUAAAGACCCGAAUAAUGGAUUAUUUGAAUAUACCUGAGAAUGAAUAUGGCCUUGUGUUUACUGUGAGCCGUGGCUCGGCCUUUAAGCUGCUUGCUGAAUCAUACCCUUUCCACACAAACAAGAGGUUGCUCACCAUGUUUGAUCAUGAGAGCCAGUCGGUGAAUUGGAUGGCUCAGAGUGCUAGAGAGAAGGGUGCCAAGGUCCAGAGUGCCUGGUUUAGAUGGCCUACCUUGAAACUCUGCUCGACUGAUCUGAGGAAGCAGAUUUCAAAUAAGAAGAAGAGAAAGAAAGAUUCGGCAACCGGUCUUUUCGUGUUCCCUGUUCAAUCUAGAGUGACGGGUGCUAAGUAUUCUUAUCAAUGGAUGGCACUGGCGCAACAGAAUAAUUGGCAUGUCUUGCUUGAUGCUGGGGCGUUGGGUCCAAAAGACAUGGACUCGCUUGGACUGUCCUUAUUCCGACCAGAUUUCAUCAUCACGUCGUUCUAUAGGGUGUUUGGCUACGACCCAACUGGAUUUGGAUGCCUUCUGAUCAAGAAAUCUGUGAUGGCAAGCCUUCAGAACCAGUCUGGUCACGCAGGUUCCGGUAUAGUGAAAAUCACGCCCGUAUUUCCUAUGUACUUGAGUGAUUCAAUGGAUAACUUUGCUGGUUUUGGUGAAGAUGAGGAAGCCACUGGGAAUGGUGAAGUGAGCUCUGAGGCUCGCCCCGUAUCUCAAUUACCUGCCUUUUCAGGUGCAUUUACUUCGGCUCAGGUGAGCGAUGUAUUUGAGAGCGAGAUGGAGCAUGACAACAAUUCUGAUAGAGAUGGGGCGAGCACCAUAUUUGAAGAAACUGAAAGUAUAUCUGUUGGAGAGGUUAUGAAAAGCCCAGUCUUCAGUGAAGAUGAAUCAUCCGAUAAUUCACUGUGGAUCGAUUUGGGUCAGAGCCCAUUAGGAUCUGAUAAUGCUGGUCACUCAAGCAAAAGCAAAGCCUCCUCUCCAUUGCCCCCUGCUUGGUUUUCCAGCCGUAAAAAUAACAAACUGACUUCUCCGAAAGCAUCAAACUUAUCAAGCAGCCCCAUGUAUACCAAGGAACUGAACCCGGACCGUCAUGUAUUGUCGUUUGAUGCUGCGGUGCGUUCAGUUUCUCAAGAAUUCGACCAUUUCAAAGAGAUUCCUGAAGAAGAACAAUUUACAGAAAGACACCCUCCAGAUAUUCAAUGUAACCAGGAAAUCGAAGAAGAGCCUCAGACGAGUAAAUCAGUUCGUUCGUUCAAGGGCUCCAAUCGCAACAAUUUUGCUUCCAUUCAUAAUGGCUCUGCCUCUGAGAUUUCUCUGGAGAAGGAGAGCGCGAUAAGAAGAGAGACUGAAGGUGAAUUUCGGCUACUGGAAAGGCGAGAAGGUAGUAGAAUUGCCGGUGGGAGGUUUUUCGGAAUAGAUGAGACUGAGCAGCCAGGGCGAAGGGUAUCCUUUAGUAUAGAGGACAACCGCAGAGGUCAGCUCAGUCAAACUCUUGAGCCUGGAGAAAUGUCUGGAAAUAGUCUAGAUGAUGAAGAUUACAUGAGCAACGGGGACUAUGGCGAUGAUCAAGAUUCUGAGAGGGCUGAACCCGAGAUACUCUGCAGGCAUCUUGAUCACAUCAACAUGUUAGGUCUCAACAAGACCACCUCCCGCCUACGGUUCUUGAUUAACUGGCUUGUCACAUCGUUGCUGCAACUAAGAUUGCCCGGUUUUAGUGGGAAGGACAGCGCUCCACUUGUCCACAUCUACGGCCCAAAGAUUAAGUAUGAAAGAGGUGCUUCAGUUGCCUUCAAUGUGAGGGACAGGAAUAGAGGUCUGAUCAGUCCAGAAGUCGUUCAAAAACUGGCUGAGUCACACGGUAUUUCACUGGGUGUCGGAAUACUCAGCCACAUACGUAUCCUGGACAGCCCCAAACAGCAGCGGCGGCCUCCAAAUCUUGAUGAUACCACCCUUUGCAAGCCGAUGGAAAAUGGUAGGCACGAUGGUAGAAGUGGUUUCAUCAGAGUUGAAGUUGUCACUGCUUCACUUGGCUUUUUGACAAACUUCGAUGAUGUCUACAAGCUGUGGGCAUUCGUGGCAAAAUUUCUUGAUCCCGCCUUUGUGAAAGAGGGUGUCCUUACGCCCGUUGCAGAGGAGGUUGAAGAGUGAUGCUGGGAUCUGCUGUUGCUAAUGCUUUUGCAAUCCUCCACACGCGGAAGAUGUAGAACGACGUUGCUUAUAAAUAUUUCAAUGCUGGGGCAGUUAGAAGGGUCGCGUGCGACACACAGGAAUAGUUUUGGCUGGAUUCUUUUUGCCCCUCCUGCAUCUUCGCUGUGAUCGGGUUAAAUUUGUUAAUUCUUGUUUUUGAUUGCUUGGGUUUUAUCCUUGACCCUUUUGGGUUGCUGUAUCAAAUUUUUCAGAUAGUAGUGAUGAACUGAAGCAGAGGAAGAAGAAGAAAAAAGUUAGCAUUACAUCCUUUUUCCUCAUUGAGUUGUUGAAUUAUAAGCUUUCUUCUGUAUAAGAUUUUUCAUGUUUUGCUUGCA